Rhincodon typus (whale shark) is the source of this 651-nucleotide messenger RNA. Its product is annotated as xanthine dehydrogenase/oxidase-like. The transcript has 5 exons. Lineage: Eukaryota; Metazoa; Chordata; Chondrichthyes; Orectolobiformes; Rhincodontidae. The record is from RefSeq and is a predicted model, not a curated record. The annotation marks the transcript as partial. Gene Ontology annotation, molecular function: oxidoreductase activity; FAD binding; iron ion binding.
GCAGUCGGAGGGAACAUCAUGACCGCCAGCCCUAUCUCGGACCUCAACCCCGUGUUCAUGGCAUCUGGCUGCCUGCUCACCUUGUCCUCUGAAGGUGGUAAACGCGUUGUGCGGAUGGACCGAGAUUUCUUCACAGGCUACAGGAAGACCGUGGUGAAGCCGCAGGAAAUAUUGCUCUCCAUCGAGAUCCCCUACACCAAGAAGGGAGAGUAUUUCUCAGCAUAUAAGCAAGCCCAGAGGCGGGAUGACGACAUCGCAAUCGUGAACUGCGGGAUGAGAGUCGCUUUCAAGGAAGGCACUGACAUUGUGGAAGAGCUGGGGCUGAGUUACGGAGGCAUGGCUCCGACCACGGCGUUUGCAAAGCAGACGUGUAAACGGCUUCUUGGAAAGAAAUGGAACAAGUCGAUGCUCCAGGAAGCCUGCUCCCUGCUCGCUGAUGAACUCACACUCUCGCCCUCUGCUCCUGGUGGCAUGGUUCAAUUCCGACGCACCCUGACUCUCAGCUUCUUCUUCAAGUUCUACCUCAGUGUCCUCCAGAAGUUGGGUCAAGACUUCAAGAACGAUUUCCAAGUCGAAUCUAUUCCUCCAGAUUACCUCAGUGCCACGGAAUUAUUCCACAAGGACCAACCUUCAGCAGUUCAGCUGUUCCAG